Molecule: messenger RNA, 2554 nt
Organism: Lagenorhynchus albirostris (white-beaked dolphin)
Lineage: Eukaryota; Metazoa; Chordata; Mammalia; Artiodactyla; Delphinidae
Gene: SCML1
Product: Scm polycomb group protein like 1
Exons: 7
Coding region: 232-1245 (337 amino acids)
Molecular function (GO): protein binding
Source: RefSeq, a predicted model, not a curated record
GGCAUUGGUAACCAUUACAGCGGUUGCCGCCCGGGCGGAGGCACCGUCGUCCGUUGCUACCUGCGUCCGGCGCCCUCCGGAGGCCGAUUUGGCGGGCUCUGCGCCAGCAAAGGAAUUGAAGAUUUACCAGUCCUACGGGACCAAGGAGUUUCGCAAAUAACCCUCCAGCAAGUUUAAAAAUAAUUAGGCCCAACUCGGAGAAAGCGGAGUUGCUCUGGUUGCACAAAAAAGAUGUCUAGCUGCUCCAGUGAAGUCGAUGUGAUAAGAACACGAAUCUCUACUUAUGAUGAUGAUAACACUGUUCUUUAUGCAUAUGAACCAAAUACUGCAUAUUUCAAUAAUGUCAUCUAUGAUGCUAUUCAAAAACUGGAUAAGAAACUUGAUGUCGUGCACGCAAAGGUUAGAAAAAUCAAGCAUUUUCGUGUGAAGUCAUGGUUGCAAAGUCGUAAGCCACUCGGAUAUGCAUUUAAAGAUUAUAAUUACCUCCUUUCUAAAAAGAUCAGAUACCAGAAAAUGAGGAAGAAGCGGUGUCUCUGUCCAUCGCCUUACCCUAAAAGUUAUAGCCCCACUAUUCCAGUACAAAGGCCGGAAAAGGAUUCCCAGAGCAACCCUCUAGAAGCACCUUUUGGGUCCCCGGUGCCUCUGGAUCUGGAGCGAUCCCUUAGCCUGAGCCCGACGGUCCCCUCCACCUACCGCAGGCGUUCCUACGAGGAGUACUACUCGCCCCAGGACCCCACGCAGGGCUCCUCCAGUCCAGAGGCCCACAACACCCGCAGUCUUUUCUUAGACACCCAGUCCACUGCGGUCGAGCCUGCAACCGUGCUGACCCAGAGUGAACGCAGGCCAGCACAUAGCCCUGACAUGAUGACCUACCCAGCUUUACUGGAAAACAGUAGAUUCAGCCGUGCUGGCUCACCUCUCUAUGUCCCGACCAGCUUCGGUCCAAGUUCACCAGCUGGAAGUGCCCCGGGUGUCCUCAAACAGAGCCUCCCUGAUGACCCUUCAACCUGGUCUGUGGAUGAAGUGAUCCUGUUUCUGAAAUACGUAGAUCCUCAGUUAUCAAGUGCCCUCGUCGACCUCUUCAUGCAACAUGACAUUGAUGGGAAAGCUCUGCUACUGCUCAAGAAUGACAUGAUGAUGAAGUACAUGGGGCUUAAGCUGGGGACAGCGCUGAAGCUGCGCCACUACAUUGAAAUGCUUAAAGACAGAAAGAUACCUCAACAAUUUAAAAAGUGUGUAGAUUAGAUUGGACUUAAUUCUAGGGAGACCAAUGCCACCUUUUCUCUCUGCCCUUAGUUUUUGUUGUGUAGAAGGUUCCUCUAAAAUACAGUGUAUCCAAAAUCACAGAACCCUGGGACAGUCCAGGCUACUCCUUUAGAAGCCAUUUAACAUGUUAGCACUAGCAGAGUCAAACUGGUGCUUUGUUCUUUGUAUCUUUUCAUUACUUUCCUUGCAUAGUUUACAGAUAGUUAGUUACACUUCAUGCAGGAAACAGAGAAACACCUUUGAUUUUGGUUAAUGUUUAUAUGUAAAACCAAAACAGCCAAAUCCCAAAGGGGAAAGUAGUCAGGGAGGGAUUGACGGGUUCUCUAAUGAAAAAAAUUAUAAGGUAGAUAGUCAUUUUAUGCAAGAGAUAUUACACUACAAGGGUGGGUUGGAUGGAGUCUGACUAUAUUCUUUUCAAUUAAUAUGUUUUAUUUUUAAACUUCCUUAUUUUGUCUAAGCUUCAACAUUUAACUAGGCAUUCAUUGUUCACAGCUCUCCACGAAGAUGCCUAUGUCCAAGUUUUUUAAACAUGUGUUUUAUUAUCUGUUUAUUCCUCAUAUGGGUACUGUUUCAUAUUUAUAUUUUGUUCUGUAUCUGAAGUAUACACACAAGUAAAUCUUUUCUUUUUUAAUUUAAAAUGGCACUUUACACUUCCACAGAGGUGAAGAUCAACUCUACAUAUAGUGAGUUUUUUUAUUCUGUAAAACAUAUGCACAUCGUUUGACAUCACUGGUACCUCUCAGCUCACACUUCAGGGUUUCCAUACAGGGAAGUUCUGUCUUGUGCAAUGUUUCUAGUUAAUUUCCUUUCUGAGCCAUUUAUCCUACUAAACUUUGGAAGGUGCAUCAGUUCUGAUUUGUCAUUUUAAUUUUAAAAAUCAGAACUUUCACAUGGAACAUGUUCAUUGUUGUUUUAUUUAUUACAUCAUUAUAUUGUAUAAUAUUUAGUGUAAUGUUAUAAGCUAUGAGAAAUGGUGCUAAUUGUAUUAGCCAUUUGUUAUAAAUGCCAGUAAGAUGUUCACCAGGGGUAAGAUUGUACGUUUUCUUUUUAGAAAACCAAGUGUACUUUAUAAGCAAAUGCAACUAUUUACUGGGCGUAUAUGAUUUAAAGGGCUUUUUCGUCCGUGUUAUUUCUUUUGUCUUAUAAGACAAGAUUCUAAUUUAAACUUGUCCUUUCAAACUGUCAGUGUGAAGAUGCUGUGCCACUUGAACAGUCCUCAGGUGUUUGUAUAAAUACUAUGUUUUACAGUUUUUAGAUUUUAAAAUAUAAUAAAGUUUAAUAACCGCAA